AUGGCCGUUCUGCGAUAUUUGGUGCUGAAACGAAGUGCGACGUCGACAUCGAAAAUUCCGAUUGUUAACACUUUCAAAGCGGCAUUUAUCGCAAUCAUUGCUGCUAUCAUGAUCUCACUUCUUGGUUCUCUGCCAAACAUGUUAAGAUAUCAGAUCCGUGAUAACGGUUAUCUGAAUGUACCGGCUUACUGUACAUCAAAUCAGUCCGCAUAUGCGCACUAUUACGUGGAUAACCCGAAAGUUCAUGCCUACAACAUUGCUCAGCCUUCAUGGUGGACCUGUCGCUGGGAAAGGUUUAAUUUCUGGGCCGCUGGUUUGGUGCUAAAAUUGAUACCGUGCUUGAUGUUGACAAUAUUUAUGACAUUAUUGGUACGUAUGCUAAUUGAAGCCCGUAAACGACGUAUUCGCUUAUAUCGAGGUCAGACAAGUGGCAAAUCUCAAGCAGAACGUACCACUACCAUGUUAACCGCUAUUGUCGCCGUCUUCUUGGUCACGGAGUUACCACAAGGAAUUCUUGUUUUCGCUAUAGGUUUAAAACCAGGUAUUCGAUAUGCGAUGCAAUAUCUCGGUGAUUUUAUUGAUGUACUAUCAUUGAUAAAUAGCAGCUUUAAUUUUAUAUUAUGUGCCUUAAUGAGCGAUGUGUUUAGGCAAGUUCAAAGCGAGAAUUUUUGCUCACCUUUGGUACCUGCUGUCCAAAACUCACCGAAAAUAUCAGGACCAUUGGUUCCAGGGCAUUGA
Messenger RNA from Acanthocheilonema viteae, 738 nucleotides. Lineage: Eukaryota; Metazoa; Nematoda; Chromadorea; Rhabditida; Onchocercidae. The record is from the annotation of a GenBank genome assembly.